Sander lucioperca (pikeperch) is the source of this 2137-nucleotide messenger RNA. RefSeq lists its product as uncharacterized. The transcript has 5 exons. NCBI's taxonomy places the organism in Eukaryota, Metazoa, Chordata, Actinopteri, Perciformes, Percidae. The record is from RefSeq and is a predicted model, not a curated record. The coding region runs from base 265 to 1035 and encodes 256 amino acids.
GGUGGGAUGUUUCAUUGUGUGUCAAUAUGGGGCAGGGGUGAUAUGCGGACGGUUGCAGCUAUUUUGGACACACAGAGGAGCACUAGAGGGCGGAAACAGCACUUUUUUUUUUUUUACACAUAAUAUGAGGAAACUAUUCUGUUCCUGUUAAGCACGCGCCUCUGCACAGGGCAUUAUUCUUAAAUCUUAUGAGUACAAUGUAUCUUUAACACUUUAAUACAGACAGCCAAACACAUAACAACAAUUAUCUUCAAGCUUAAAUGUAUGUGGAGAUGUUGGGCUUUCAGGGAAUGUAAUGCAGCAGAAGUCUUUGUACAUGUGCAGCAUGAAAUACAAUCCUUCCUCCUGGUCACAUUUAGAGCUGAUGGCAGUUCUUCAGCUGAACACAUCCCGCCAUCCGGAGUAGCGUUACAGUAUAAUCUGCCUGAGUGUGUGACACCCAUGUUUCUCUACAUGCUAAUCUUCAUGGCGUAUCAUAGCAGCAGAUGGAUACCGAGGAAUCAGAGGCUAAAAUUUCAAAUAGUGAAUGCAGUGUUCACAGCACUUGUCCUGGUCCCUCAGUUCUACGUCAUGGGAAGGCCAAAAUCCUCAAGAUACUGUAGGCAGCCUCUUCUGAACAACCUGUCAGCCUCAAUUGCCUUGUCCUUUAUAGCUUCAGGUAAAUCCCAUCACAUCAGACACAUUUCAAAAACACAUGCAUUACAUACCACAAGCAAAAAAAGGAUUAAUAUAGACAUAACUUCAACUCUUUCAAUAGGGUUUUCAGUGAUAUUCACAUUGAUAGACCCAGUUCCUCAGAGCUUGUGGGCCUCCUAUCAUGUGUUUGGGCUGCUGACAUGUGGACAAGGACUAUGCACGACCAUCCUGACUCUGACAGCAGCAGCAUGUGCCAAAACCACCCCUGAGCUGUACUACAUUUCCCUGAUUUUAACUGUCGCUUCUAUUUUAAGUACAGGUUUCUUCAUGGUAAGAGGAACGCUCUGGUUGACUAACAGGAAGCAUGCGCCGGAACCGAGCAGAAACAAUGAGCAGUGAAGCAGUCCAGCUCUCCCAUGUCGACAUCUGAUACUCCACCUAUUAAAAUUUCAUGUGGUUUCCACGCCACUAGCAGCUGGUAACUUCAAACCUGGAAUGUGACUUAAUCCUUCUCACGUUUUAAUGCUCACUUCAGAAAAACAUCACAAAGCAGGUGUUUGUCUCAGCUGUUUGCUUUUAUUUGUUGAAAGUGAUAUUUCAUUGAAAAAGUAAAGCUACAUUCCAUACAAUCCUUUAUAUUUCAAUUUGUAACUUUCACACCUAAUGACCCAAACUCUAAAAGAACUGAAACAUUAUAGUAAAAGGAAAUAAUGUAAUAUUACAUCCCAUGGUGCCAAUGUGAUGCAUCUAAGUGCUCACCUCACAGUGCGUGAAAAAUAUAUUUUGUAGAUGUAGUGAGUGUACAUCAAACACGUUUUUAGUCUCAUUUCAGCUUGUUCUUAACAGGCCCAUAAUGUUUGUAUUCUGAGACCGUGAUGCAGGACGAGGUCUCCUCUCUUCAGCUGAAACUAAUGCUCAUCAAGAUGGAUCAAACAAGGGCACAAUAACACGACUGCUGAAACCCAGUCGCUUUAAUUUAGUUAGAAGGCAGAUAAAUCGACCAACCUAUUGAUUGAAAUAAACCUUCUCCUAUUUGGACUCAAUGUCUUAAAAAGCACAGGUAUUAGAUAUUUUAAAUGGAAUGUGAACGGGUCAGGAAUGUGAUGUAUUGUACCAAAUAUUUUCAAUUACCUGAAAUCGAUAACAAAUGUUUGUGUUUCUAUUAUUAGCAUACACAAAAAACAAUACAAUCAAAAAGUGUAGAUUACACAGCAAACUGCACAUCUGCAAAUUAUCAAAAUCACCUGAGAUCAUACAAGAUCAACAACUUUCUGUUUGUAGUAAUUGGUUUUCUGUACAAGUUGUUUCUGACAUCAGAUAUGCAUAUACUGCUAUACAUACAUACGUCGUACUUGUAAAUGUGGACAUGCAUACUUUAUGUAUUUGUCUAGAUUUUCACUCAUCUCACACAAUUAGGCUAAGAUAAACUAUAAAACAAGUCUGCAUAUGCAUUUCACACACCCCCACAGAAAAAUAUUUCAAUGAGGAUUAAACUUCCAAU